Messenger RNA from Hyalella azteca, 8888 nucleotides. RefSeq lists its product as uncharacterized. Lineage: Eukaryota; Metazoa; Arthropoda; Malacostraca; Amphipoda; Hyalellidae. The record is from RefSeq and is a predicted model, not a curated record.
AGGAGAAACUUCUGACGUACCUUCAAGGGUCAUCUCUCCAACCACAUUUCAUCAAGCCAUCAUCGCGAGUUGAUUUGGGUUCAAACUUCGGCAACGUCAAAAACUCAACACCCCUUCAACGAACAACAAACUUCCCUUCAACAAGGGCUUCAAUAAAUCGUCCUUCAUUCAACAAGCCUGAAGCACAAUCAGCCCCAACAUUUGCAGCCGAACAUCAAAAUUGCCCCGAACAUCGAGAAAUCAACCAGAAUUUUUGGACGAAUCAAAGACAAAACCAACAAAGCUGGCAGGAUCCUGGAAUAAAAAAGUGGAAUUGGGAAACUGAGCAGCCAAACCAGAAGAAUCUAAAGAAUCAGAGAAAUCAAAUUAAUUUUGGGAUUCAACAACAAAAUCAAAAGAAUAAUUGGGAUUUACAGAGAGAAAAGCAACGAAAUUCUCAGAAUCAAGGACAGCGGAAGCUUGAAGAUUUUUUUAGUUUAAACCGAAACGAAAUUGAAAGCGAAAGCUUAGUGCCAAAAGAAAACCAAACAUCUAGUCCACGGAGCAUCAUAUCGGAUUACGGUUUAAACUCAAGAGAUAAUCCAUCGUCGACUUCUAGCUAUUACUCAACUGGAUAUCCAAGUGCCAUCAAUAAUUCUGGGUUUCCAAAUAUUAAAAGUCCACGAGAAAGUUUGAUAUCUUCGUUCACAAAUUCGUCGGAUCUCAAAAACUCAAGUUCGUCGUUCAAAGUAGGUAGAAAUCUUUCAAAUCUAUUUCCGGGUCGAAACGAUCUUGAUGGUAAACUUUCUCCCGUCGAAAAGUCGAAUUACAGUAAUUCUUCAGGAUCUAGUCCCAGAGGUCGUUACUCGAUCUCUCACGGUAACCUAUACGAAUACAACAAACCCAGAAACAAAUCAACAGCAGAAACCGUAUUUCCGGAACCUGUGGAUGCAAAAACCACAGCCGGUGUCGAUACCUCUUCGAUUUGGGCCCGCAAACCAAACGGGGAAACGAAAAUCCACGACAUACUUAAACUUUUUGGCGAAACAUCAGCUGGACGUUUAAGUAGAAGCUUACAAGACUUCCAAAAGAGAUCUUUCAACAGUAACAAGCCAAGCGAAUUUCAUACACAAAAUACUCAUUCCGGUUCACCCGAAGAGUCCAGUCAAAACUCAACUCUCAUAAAUCCCCGUGUGAGAAGCCGAAUCCAGAAAUUUGAAGCAUUUGAUAAUUUUAGAGGACCCAAGUUUGAAUUAGCUUCAACUAAAAUUGAUAAAUCACGUCACUUCCCAACGAAUCCAGUCCAAAAGUUCUUCGAAAGGAAGCUUUCGAUCACGAACAUUAACGAAUUCAAGCAAGAAGGACCUUUGUUUGAUUCGGUGACUGAAUCUAGGAGCCGUUCUACCCCUGUUAUCAAUAACCCGUUAGGACCAAAAACCCGCUCGAAGAUCAGGACACAAUACUUGUCCCAAUUUAACGACACCCAAAAUAUAUCAAGUUUCGACGAAAGUGUAGGAUCCCCGUCGGAUUUUCUAACACCGAGAUCGCAAGUUUCGUCAACUGUUUCCGAGAACCAGAGAGUACGUUCAUCGGAUCCGGCUAUUUUCAACACUAGUGAUAAUUUUCUGCAUCGAAGAUCCGUUCUAAAACAAAAUAUUUCAGAAGAACAUUCAUCCGAAAAGUCGAAGGUUGAGAAAUUUUCUUCAUCUGACAGCACCGAGUUCAUCAUUAGUGACAGGGAAAGUCUGACGGACACAGGGGAGAUCAACUUAAAAACAGUUAUCCGAAUUACCAAAAAGAGAAGCAAAUCAUCUCCUGAGGUACAGAACCACAACAGUCAAAGUCCGGAAUUGCUCAGAAAACUAAAACACCGCCAUUCUCUGAGAAAAAUUCAGUCUUCUGAACCUGAGCGACACCAGGACCCAUUUGUGGAUGGUAGAAUACGUGUGACAAUCGGGACCAGACCCCCUCCAGUUGCAGAUGCCCAAACAACUUCACCCUCUCGGAUGUACGUGAAGCAAAGCGAUGCAUUGAAUCGUGCUACGCGCGCUAGUGCAUUUAAUGUUAGGGAAACUAUUGAGAAAAGGGCCAUCGAACAGGAACGUCGAGAACGGAAAGCAAUACGGAAACAAAUUAAAGAGCAGCUACGAUCCGCUUCUGAGAAUAGGGAACGAUUAAGUUCAAUCGAAUCAGAAGAGUCAUCGGUGUAUGUGAGUUGCAGUUCCGUAAGAUCCAAGUCUUUGAGCUCUCUCGAUCAAGACUUAGAUGAGAACAGAUGCGAGAGUCCUCUGGUUAAAGUUCAGUCCAAUCCUACUCUUGAGAAGGAAAAACAGAAGAUAAGCGACUACUUGUUCUGUAGCAAUUUGACAGACAUAUCGCCAUGUCUAAGCUCCCGACUUGUUGCUAAUGCUAUGUCGCCAGCCUGCUUGAGCCCGGCACCAAGUGACUCGACAACCCGUUCUCGAAAAGAUAAAUUCCUUUGUCUUCGAAAUAAAUCAGAAGUGAACGAAUACGUUGGCCAAGAAUUGCCCAGAAAUCCAUCUGGACUGACAUCAGAGUAUCGAUUGAGGUCAUUCGAGGGAGGAUCAUCGGCUGACUCUGAAAGUAAGUCGGGGUACCGAGCCAGAUCAUUAGAAGGAGGAUCAUUGACUGACUCCGAAACAAAGUCAGAACUCCGAGCGAGGUCAUUGGAAGGAGGGUUUUUAACAGACUCAGAAAAAUGGCACCUGAAACAAAACGAUAAAUCGUCCCAUUUCCUUAAACUGAAACGUGACUGCAAACGUACCAUCCCAAAAAUCGCCGGAAUUGAAGAAGGAAGUGACCGAUCAUCCAUAAGUUUCUUCAAGGAUAGAAGAAGCCUGAGGACCAAUCAAUUGAUGAUCGACGACUACUCUGAUAAAGAAUCAUCAGUUGCGGUGUCUGAACCUGAGUGGAUUCAGAGAGCCAGGAAAAAGCUAGAAUCCCUAAACCUGCCUUUGUGUUCCACCACAGAAGUCGGUUCAGUUUCAUCCCACUUAACAGAAUCGUCUUCAGCUUGGAGCAGAGGAGGACUGGAUGCUCUAGAGGACUUGCGGCAAGAAACCUCUAGAAUUAGCGUGGCUCUGGCUGAGGAAGCCCAAGCUCGAGUUCAAGCUGACCUUCGAUCCAUAAGCCAACAGGCCAACAUGUUGGAACAAGGAAAAACGACAACAGGUAAACAGCAACUGGCAUUGCCCGCUCCCAAGCAGUUGGAGCAAACAAACAGGGUAUCCUUUGCAAACGAAAUCGAAUUCAGGAACGAUGGAUCUAAAGACAUGAUCACUGGGGAACAUAAAGAUGAGGAAAAAUCAAACAUGUGGUCACAUUCCCAGAUUCCGCAAGCUCAAAAAGAAGAAGUGAGGUUCGGUGAUCUCAAACGCGACUGGGGGGGCAUACAGAGUGUGAGCAAAACCACCUCAUCUGGCAAACCCAAAGAAAUGAGGUUUGGCGAAGUACAAGUAACGGAUGUUCCAAAUCGUAGAAAGUCAGAUCAAGGUAAUGCAAGUAAUAGGAUUUCAGAUGAGAGAGUAUACAAUCCAGUCCAGUUUCAAACAGGCACCGAAAGAGUGCGACACGAGGAAAGUAAGUCAUUCGGUCGCAAUGCAUCCAAUGAAAUGACUGCCAAAAAUCAUUAUUCCACCUCGGGUCUGCCCGUGACACACUUUGGAGACUCGCCAUAUGACAAAAUUUCUUCAAAGUGUAAAAAUGAGCCGAAAUCAAGCUCGAAAUUUGAGUCGAUUUCGGGUCCAGACCCGACAACGAUGUCGGCUGAGCAACUCAACCAAAAUGUCGAAGAGUACGACUUUCCCAUCCCAACAGGAACGGAAAACACUGAAGAACUCAUGCGGUUUCUAGAAGAAAGCAUCAAAAAAGCGGAAAUUGUGCCAGAGUUCAUCUCGUCCGAUAAUGUUUCGCCGAAAUUGAGACCAAAAAGUAUUUUGAAAAGACGGUCGAGCGAGAACCUGACAUCCGAAGCACUGAAGGAAGAAGAGAGGGCCAAAUGGCAAAGAAGGAAGAGUUCGCCUGCAGGAUGGAAUGUUUCAGAUGACGAAGAAAGUUACAGGUGCCCCAGUCCCACGCGUGUGAACUUUCAGGUGGGGACUAAGGAUACCGAUGAUGAUCUCAAAACCCCAAGAGAAGAAGACAAAUCGACGCGAUCCCCACGGGUGAAAGAGAAGAGGCAGACAUUCCUGAUGGGAGGAGAAGAUUUAGCAGAAUCUCUAGAAAAACAAGAACAUCUUCCGGUACUGACUGACGGAAAUCUUCAGUCCGCAGCAACAGAAUCGUUUCCUUCGACACCGCUGAACGGACACAAUCAGGUUUCCGACAGAGAAACACACGUAAAAAAGGCACCCAUACCUUUACCCAGGACGUCUUUACACAAAAGUCCAACGAAACUUGAUAAAGAAAAACAAGAUUUGGAUUUCUCGCAAACACAGACUCAAAUCAGGACUAAACCAGAAGCUAUGCCCAAACUCGAACCGAUAUUGUCGCCAAGAUUUGUUUCAAAGAUUUCAGCUGAAUUGGACAUCAAACCUGCGCCUCGAAAAGUGUUCACAUUCAAAGCGAAACCCAUUGAAGAUGAGAUCGACUCAGAUUCAUCCAAUGAUGAAAUGAGAAAUUCAAAAUACAAAAUUUCCCCUGUUGAACGCAGAGUUCUAAAACCAAAAUCCGUCUUUAGUUCCCAAUUUAAACCUGCCGAUGAGGAUAGAAAAGCCAGGAUAGAAAUUAUCAGAAGGCAGCUCACAGAAAAUCUCGUGGGAAAGAGCAGUGUUUCGUCCCAAAAUGAUGGGAAAAUUGAGUACCACAAGCAAGGAAUGGCUAAGGUGGAGCCAGUCCAUUAUUCGGGAGGUGACAACUUGAUGGAGAAGCUGGAGGGAGACGAGUCUGCAGAAAAAAUUGAACAAGAGAGCAAUGAUUUGGAUUUACACAGGGAGAAAAGUCUCAGUUUAGAAAAUCGCAAAACUUCUGAAGGACUUCAGGUGAAUGGUUUCACUUCAAAAGAGUUUCUCCAAACCAGGCGAAGUUUACGUGACUCAUACCGUCACGUUAAGGAAGAAGAGAAGUCUUAUAGUUCCGGAAAACAAGCGUUGAUCAAACUGUUUGAUUUACCAGACGGCAAUUCAACCAGCAGUUCAAAUAAACGAGGUGAAACAACAAGGAAAGAACGGACUGUAUAUUACAAAGAGGAACCGAAUCUCUCUCUCCGUGAGUGGGAACGGGUGCAAAGAAAAAACUUGGAAGAAGAGGAAAGAAAUCGUUUAAAUAAAAGCCUCUCAGCAAAACCAGUGGCGUCGAUGAUAAAAGACAUUGUGAAAUUCAACGCUGAAGGCUUGAAGUCAAUUUUCAUGAGCAGGAAGACCGACAUAAUGGGCACCGUAGAUGCAGCAGACGAUAUCGUGUUCACAAAGAUCCCUUUUGGCAGCAAAAUUGACUUCGAUUCAGAUGCAAUGAAGUCUCCGAACAUGGUGAAGAACAUGCAACCAAAGGAAGGUGAAAUCCCAAUUGCCAAGGAUUCCAUUAGCUCAAAUGUUCAUUUGUCUAAAAAUAUUUUAACUGUGAACGAAAGUGAAAGAAUCAGUCCACAGAAUCCCGUGAUCGUCAAAACUUCUACCGAUCGCUUCGAACACGAACUCCUGUUCAAAGAACACGGGUUCAUCAAACCAAACACCGGGAGGCAUAUAAGUGUCGAAAGGUCCAAGGAUAUCGCUCGGUUGAAGGUAUCUCCGCGACAAAGGAACCGAAGUCCUCGCUGGAUCACUCCGAACGAUUCGACCGACAUUACGGACCAAAAAUUUCAGGUGACUAGUAGUCCUUUGAAAAAGAGUCCCACUAUCGCAGUAUCGGGAGUCGAUUCUUAUGCUGACUAUUAUCGGUCCCAAAAGUACUCUGGUAUUCGACGGUCGCUAAGAGAAACCACUCCGGAAAAGCCAGACUCGAGUAUCAUGAAUUCCAGUUCGGCCACAAGUUUAGUAGAAUUAGAGCGUAAACAAAGAUUCGAAGCAGCUUCAGCAGUCUUCAAAAAAGACAAAUUUCAUAAGAGCUCUGGGUGGAAUGAAGAGAAAAUCCCUUUGUACACAAGUUCGUGGAAAUUCCUGUCCCCGGCUAAGUUUGGAAAUGAAAUUGAGGGUGAUUACUACAAAGAACUACCUAGUUAUGCGGAUCGGCGAACACCCCCUGUUCGAUUAACUCAGAUCAUUGGUGAAACUCCAUCCCAGUCGACUUCGUGCCACACCACACCACUUGUAUCUCCACGAUCUUGUCCAAACCAACUGGUUCAUGCCGACAAAAAUAUCGAGAAAAAGAAUCAGGUGGGAGAAGUAAUACCUGCACCACCCCCUCGCAAAUCUAGGCUAGGAUUUAAGGAUGACAAUUGGAUUUCUUCUUCACAUAUCAAGAAUUCAUCCAAUGAUGAAACAGUUAAAGAACCCAGGUCGAUCACAUCGAGCCAAGAUGAUUUACCACCUGUAGCACCGAAGAGAAAAUCCUUUCAUUUUGGAAUGGAGAAAGAAGUGGAUGUUGAAGGCAAUAACGAUGCUGCUGAGGUAACACAAAACUCGGGAAAAGAGACGAAGCCAGCAAGAAGAGGUCACAACCUUCUACGUCACCGAAGUUAUUCCCAUGCAAGAGAAUCAACUCAACUCGGUCGCAAUUUAUCGGGCGAUUUAGAAGCGGGGAAUGCGUAUAGCGUUGUGGGGAAAUCCUCCACCAAAAGAGAGCCUGAUUACACCCACAUCGUACCUCUGGCUUCAUCCGGAAUAAUGAUACCAAAACCAGACAGAUCGCGACCAGCACAUCGAUCAAGGGACAUCAAAGUGGGAGAAUACCGACACAUUUCUGCCGACAGGCUCACCGGUAAAACGCUUAAUCGAUCACGAGAUGCAGAUGGAUAUGGUAGAACUAAAGAAACGGAACGUCGAGUUAAAGUUACCACGUAUAAGUGGGGUGAGAAACUGGUCAAAGAGAGCACGGAGAAGUUUAGAUCUCCUACUUCGAGAGACCUUUUAGAUCUCCAGGACAAGUAUCCUUCCCAGGCAUCUCGGGAUAGGGAAGCCACUUCCUACCUCUUUGGUAGGACCAGAAUUGACAACUUAGACGGACACCGCAGGUCCAUGCGUCGCCGUGACUAUGACACAAGGAGAGCUGAGUUGCAGAAACGAUCGAGAUCUGAAGGCCGCGCAAAGUGGACAGAAAAAAGAUCGGGAGAAAUCGAUGGCAGAUUACGACACAAGAGGAGAGAAGCUGACAAAGAUCCUCAAGAACUGGAAGAAAGAUCACGACACGAUAGGAAAGGAGCCGUUAGGGAUCCUAAUGAACUGGAGGGAAGAUUACGACAUAAUAGGAAGGAUACAGAAACUAAAAACUGCAGAAAAGAAUACGAUACUCGAGGAUUAGACGAAACUGAUCGGGAACAGAGACAGGUUGACAAAUUGAAGAAAUGUGGCAAAAUUUCCGAUAACCCCGAAUACCUAAACCACCGGUUAACCGAUCAAUCUAAAAAUACGAAAUUUGACAAGAAAACCGAGACUAAAUCCCAAUCCAGAGAGAAAGUUGAAAGAGCAGAUGCAAAAGAGAGACAAGAAACUAACAGAAAAUCUCAGUUGGUCUCCAGCCGAGCAAAAUCAAAAGAAAAGAAUGACAUUGAGAAGAAAACAUCUGCUGCUAUUCACGAGACCGAAGUCUACUCAGGAAAGCAGCGGCGAAAACACGUGAAACCUGUGAGCGCUGAAGGGUUCGUUCAGCCCCGCGUUUGGGGUUCAAGUAAACCUAACCCCAGCAACUCAAACCCAACCCAUGCCCACCAACGACGGGUAAUUCAACCCACUAAAACAAUCGAUUCUUCUUUGAAAGAUGAAAAUAGAAAAGUUGCCCAAAAUCGACUAUCUAAGAAGGUUCAACCCACUCGUCCAGUCCGGAACUCGUCCCCCACUCGUCCAGUCCGGAACUCGUCGCCCACUCGUCAAUUCCGGAACUCGUCCCCCACUCGUCCAGUCCGGAACUCGUCACCCACUCGUCCAGUCCGGAACUCAUCCCCCACUCGCCCAGUCCGGAACUCGUCCCCCACUCACCCACCAUCCCCCAAAAUUCACCAUGUGGCCAAUAAAUUCAAAAUUGAAAACGAAUUUCAUUCGAAUUCUGCAGAAAUUCAACAAGACAUACCUAAUCAAUAUGACGGAAAUGAUUUGAAUUUCGGAGGAGAAGAUAAAGUUAAAAUUGGCGAAGAGUUUAACUCGAACAAAAAUGGUGGUGAAGUUAAUGCGAUUUCAACGAAUGGGGGAAGUUGCCAAGUGGCAAACUCGAACGUUGGUACCGACAAAUUUGGAUGUCAAACAGAUGAUGGAAACAUAAAAGUUCGGUCCAAACCUCUGAAAAAACGAGAAAUGGCCUUAAAAAGGGAAAUGGCGAAAUUUAAAGGAAAUCAAGAUGUCCAUUCGGAAAUCCGUUCCGAAAAUGGGGACUCCAAAAUGAAACCGAAAUGUCCAGAGGCCGAGUUCUCAUCAAACCCCGACGAAUAUCCCAAUUCGGGGACAUCCACGAACCAUGUGGACAUUGAAGGGACAGAUGGACAUUCCCCUGCGGAAACAAGCAAGGACUGGAAAUUGUUUCCAAAUGGAAACAUGAAGGUUAAGGAACCAGCGAUUCCAGUGGAAACCAAUAUCCAACCUGGCUCAGAUUACUCAGGUAAUCGGAAACCAGCGGAAACUAUCGUAGAAACUCCACAAAUAAUGACCGAAAAUUCAGUCGCUGCUGGGCCAGUGGAAACUUCUGCGGAAAUACCCACUGAGUCAUCCAUUGCAGCUUACCCAGUGGAAGAAGUGCUUCAUAUCCACGAAGUGGAUGAAACUAAUCAGUACAGUUCUAAUUACCCUGCAACUAAUCAGUCUACUUAA